AUGGCCUCUGUUGUUAACGGUUUCCUCCAAGCUGUGCAAUCUGUUGAUCAUGGAAUCUUCCAUUCGCUGCAUGCCAUCUUGGACUCCACCAAGUCCUGCCUCCAAAAGCUCGAUUCAUUCUUUCAGCUCACCAAGCUGCGUAUCACUCUAUCAUUCUCGGAUGGCGAAGCAGCUCGUCAUCUCCUGCAGUUGCCCAAUUUGCCUUCUCUACCGAAUUUGCCUAAACCAACACUGCCGCCAUUUCCUUCUAUACCAACACUGCCGCAGCCCACAUUGCCAACCUUGCCAGCCACUCAACCAUCACUGCCUAAGCCUCCACUGCCUCCACUUCCCAGCCUGCCAACAAUGCCUGCUAUCCCCAAGGUCACCUUGCCUCCACUUCCAAGCAUGCCUUCAAUCCCCACCAUCCCAACAACAAUUCCCUCCAUCCCCUUCCUCUCCCCACCUCCCGGAAAUUAG
Messenger RNA from Populus trichocarpa (black cottonwood), 459 nucleotides. RefSeq names its product protein PELPK1-like. The transcript has 2 exons. The record is from RefSeq and is a predicted model, not a curated record. NCBI's taxonomy places the organism in Eukaryota, Viridiplantae, Streptophyta, Magnoliopsida, Malpighiales, Salicaceae. Bases 1 to 459 code for a protein of 152 amino acids.